Messenger RNA from Knipowitschia caucasica, 330 nucleotides. NCBI's taxonomy places the organism in Eukaryota, Metazoa, Chordata, Actinopteri, Gobiiformes, Gobiidae. The record is from the annotation of a GenBank genome assembly.
AUGCCCAUGGAUGAACUAGAUGAAGCUAACACAAGCCCCUAUGAGGAACCCGCCCUAUACCUCCCCCCCUACAGGGAGGAGAGGUCCUCCCCCACCACCCUAUUGAGCCAGCUGGCCGAGGACGAAUCCCAGAAAAUGGACAAAACCCCAAUCCUACCAACCCCCCAUCGACCAUCGACCAGAAGACCUAACCCAAAAUGCAGGGACCCUCACACCACCGGCCCGUCACACACCAAUUCCACACCCAUGAACCUCACCCAGCACCCACCAACCAAGAGCCGUUACUACCCAAGAGUACAUAUUAGAACUCCACGGAAAAUAAAAAACUGA